AUGCGUGCCUUUAUUGUUCUCUGCUGCUUGGCAACUGCUUAUGCUGCCAGUUUGGGUUAUGAUUAUGAAAGACAAUCGGGUGGUGUAAGCUCCGGAGGUUUCGGUGCUGCCCCCUCUGCUGGUUAUGGUGGUGAACAAGGCUUUCAAGCUGGUCCUGUUGGCGGCAACGAUUAUAGUGCUCCUGCUGCUGGCCCUGCUGAAUUCGAAAAGGAAUUCUUCACCUACUCUGCCCCCGAAGGUGCUUUCGAUGACAACAAUGCCAACAAACAAUUGGCCAACUCCUUGAAAAGCGGCUUACGUGUCAUCUUCAUCAAGGGACCCGAAAACUCUGGUCUUGAAAAUGCUGCCCUCCAAUUGGCCAAAUCUGCCGGUGAACAACGUACUGCCAUCUAUGUCCUCAACAAACAAGCCGAUAUUGGAGAUUUGGCCAACAAAUUGAACUCCUUGAACAAGAACAACGCCAACAAACCCGAAGUUCACUUUGUCAAAUACCGCACUCCCGCUGAUGCCGAAAAUGCCCAACGUGCCAUCCAAGGUCAAUAUGAAGGUUUGGGCGGUAAAUCUAGCAGCCAUAAUGGUGGUGUUGCCCCUGUUUUGGACUUUGCCUCCAGAGCUCCCGUGAGCAGCAAUGGUGGUUACCCAUCCUCUGAACCAGCCGGCACUUACUUGCCAGCCAACAAGCGUGUCUAA
Messenger RNA from Calliphora vicina (urban bluebottle blowfly), 690 nucleotides. RefSeq lists its product as uncharacterized. The record is from RefSeq and is a predicted model, not a curated record. The transcript has 2 exons. Lineage: Eukaryota; Metazoa; Arthropoda; Insecta; Diptera; Calliphoridae. Bases 1 to 690 code for a protein of 229 amino acids.